UUUUGGCUUAAAUCUAUACAUUUGCAUAAUAACUUCAGAAAUGACAGCUGCUAAUUACGACCAGGCCUCUCUACCGGACCUAUUGCCCCUGUACUACCGCCGACUUUUCCCUUUCUCUCAAUACCACCGGUGGCUGAACUAUGGAGGAGGUGAGUAGCUAGCAGCUUCCGAGUGUGGAGUUCUCUCUCCCCACUCGAACAGUUCCUUUAGUCAGAAUGUUGAAUAAACUCUACCGGUUGGUUGUCACCUAUGUCGCUGGAAAUAUGUUUGUGAAUUGCACUUGUGAUUUGGACCAAUCAAACUGCAUCCGGUUGCGACAGGGAUUCCCCCGAGUUAAAGUGGCUAGUGCGAGGGCUGAGAGGGUAAAAAUAAUGUGUUUGGACUGCAGCCUGGGAGAGCUAAAAGGGCGCGAUCUACUCUUGAUAGAAUCAUCCUGUCAGUUGAACAUUAACGAAACACAAAUAACAAACCCCUAUCUUAGAAACUAAAUUAAAGUAAAAGUUCGAUAUUUACAGAUGAGGUCAACAAUAAAAUCCAUCAAUAUGACUCCUACCAGAAAUCCACUGUAAAUCCACUGUAGGCAACAUAAUAUAAUACGUUAUGUUGCCUUCUAUGAAAAGACUGUCAAAUUAACCUAAUCAAAUCAAAUUGUAUUUGUCACAUGCAAGUAGAAGGAUUACUUUAUACUAUUCCAGGUAUUCCUUAAACAGGUAGGGUUUUGAGUGUCUCCGGAAGGUGGUCAGUGACUCCGCUGUCCUGGCGUCAUGGGGGAGCUUGUUCCACCAUUGGGGUGCCAGAGCAGCGAAUAGCUUUGACGUGGCUGAGCGGGAACUGUGCUUCCGUAGAGGUAGGGGAGCUAGCAGGCCAGAGCUGGAUGAACGUAGUGCCCUCGUUUGGGUGUAGGGUCUGAUCAGAGCCUGAAGGUAAGGAGGUGCCAUUCCCCUCACAGCUCCGUAGGCAAGCACCAUGGUCUUGUAGUAGAUGCGAGCCUCAACUGGAAGCCAGUGGAGUGUGCGGAGGAGCGGGGUGACAUGAGUGAACUUGGGAAGGUUGAACACCAGACGGGCUGCAGCGUUCUGGAUAAGUUGUAGGGGUUUAAUGGCACAGGCAGGGAGCCCAGCCAACAGCGAGUUGCAGUAAUCCAGACGGGAGAUGACAAGUGCCUGGAUUAGGACCUGUGCCGCUUUCUGUGUAAGGUAGGGUCGUACUCUGCGAAUGUUGUAGAGCAUGAACCUGCAGGAUCGGGUCACCGCUUUGAUGUUAGCGGAGAACGACAGGGUGUUGUCCAGGGUCACGCCAAGGUUCUUUGCACUCUGGGAGGAGGACACAAUGGAGUUGUCAACCGUGAUGUUGAGAUCAUGGAGCGGGCAGUCCUUCCCCGGGAGGAAGAGCAGCUCCGUCUUGCCGAGGUUCAGCUUGAGGUGGUGAUCCGACAUCCACACUGAUAUGUCUGCCAGACAUGCAGAGAUGCGAUUCGCCACCUGGUUAUCAGAAGGGGGAAAGGAGAAAAUGAAUUGUGUGUCGUCUGCGUAGCAAUGAUAGGCGAGACCAUGUGAGGAUAUGACAGAGCCAAGGGACUUGGUGUAUAGAGAGAAUAGGAGAGGGCCUAGAACUGAGCCCUGGGGGACACCAGUGGUGAGAGCAUGUGGUGCGGAGACAGAUUCUCGCCACGCCACCUGGUAGGAGCGACCUGUCAGGUAGGACGCAAUCCAAGAGUGAGCAGCGCCGGAGAUGCCCAACUCGGAGAGGGUGGAGAGGAGGAUCUGAUGGUUCACAGUAUCAAAGGCAGCGGAUAGGUCUAGAAGGAUAAGAGCAGAGGAGAGAGAGUUAGCUUUAGCAGUGCGGAGAGCGUCCGUGACACAGAGAAGAGCAGUCUCAGUUGAAUGACCAGUCUUGAAACCUGACAGGUUUGGAUCAAGAAGAUCAUUCUGAGAGAGAUAGCAUGAGAGUUGGCUAGAGACGGCACGCUCAAGAGUUUUGGAGAGAAAAGAAAGAAGGGAUACUGGUCUGUAGUUGUUGAUAUCAGAGGGAUCAAGUGUAGGUUUUUUGAGGAGGGUUGCAACUCUCGCUCUCUUUAAGACAGAAGGGACAUGGCCAGCGGUCAAGGAUGAGUUGAUGAGCGAGGUGAGGUAAGGGAGAAGGUCUCCGGAAAUGGCCUGGAGAAGAGAGGAGGGGAUAGGGUCAAGCGGGCAGGUUGUUGGGCGGCCGGCCGUCACAAGUCGCAAGAUUUCAUCUGGUGAGAGAGGGGAGAAAGAAGUCAAAGCAUAGGGUAGGGUAGUGUGAGCAGGACCAGCAGUGUCAUUUGACUUAAUAAAUGAGGAUCGGAUGUCGUCAACCUUCUUUUCAAAAUGGUUGACGAAGUCAUCCACAGAGAGGGAGGAGGGAGGGGGAGGAGGGGGAGGAUUCAGCAGGGGGGAGAAGGUGGCAAAGAGCUUCCUAGGGUUAGAGGCAGAGGCUUGAAAUUUAGAGUGGUAGAAAGUGGCUUUAGCAGCGGAAACAGAGGAAGAGAAUGUAGAGAGGAGGGAGUGAAAAGAUGACAGGUCCCCAGGGAGUCUAGUUUUCCUCCAUUUCCGCUCGGCUGCUCCGAGCCCUCUUCUGUGAGCUCGCAAUGAGUCGUCAAGCCACAGAGCAGGAGGGGAGGACCGAGCCGGCCGGGAGGAUAGGGGACAUAUAUAAUAUGCCAUUUAGCAGACGCUUUUAUCCAAAGCGACUUACAGUCAUGUGUGCAUACAUUUUUACGUAUGUGUGGUCCCGGGGAUCGAACCCACUACCCUGGCGUUACAAGCGCCAUGCUCUACCAAUUGAGCUACAGAGGACCAUAUAGAGAGUCAAAAGAUGCAGAAAGGGAGGAGAGGAGGGUUGAGGAGGCAGAAUCAGGAGAUCGGAGGGAGAAGGAUUUAGCAGAGGGAAGAGAUGAUAGGAUGGAAGAGGAGAGAGUAGCGGGAGUAGGGGCACAUUACCAUCUGAGUAGGGGCAGAGUGAGUAGUGUUGGAGGAGAACGAGAGAGAAAGGGAUACAAAGUAGUGGUCGGAGACUUGGAGGGGAGUUGCAGUGAGAUUAGUAGAAGAACAGCAUCUAGUAAAGAUGAGGUCAAGCGUAUUGCCUGCCUUGUGAGUAGGGGGGGACGGUGAGAGGGUGAGGUCAAAAGAGGAAAGGAGUGGAAAGAAGGAGGCAGACGUAGGGAGGUUAGUCACCCAGAACUGUGAGGGGUGAGCCAUCCUCAGGAAAGGAACUUAUCAAGGCGUCAAGCUCAUUGAUGAACUCUCCAAGGGAACCUGGAGGGCGAUGUUAAGCUUGAAUUGGCUAGUGACUGUGACAGCAUGGAAUUCAAAUGAGGAGAUAGACAGAUGGGUCAGGGGAAAAAGAGAGAAAGUCCACUUGGGAGAGAUGAGGAUUCCUGUGCCACCGCCGCGCUGACCAGAUGCUCUCGGGUAUGCGAGAACACAUGGUCAGACGAGGAAAGAGCAGUAGGAGUAGCAGUGUUUUCUGUGGUAAUCCAUGUUUCCGUCAGCGCCAAGAAGUCGAGGGACUUGGAGGGUAGCAUAGACUGAGAUGAACUCUGCCUUGUUGGCCGCAGAACGGCAGUUCCAGAGGCUGCCAGAGACCUGGAACUCCACGUGGGUCGUGCGCGCAGGGACCACCAGAUUAGAGUGGCAACAGCCACGUGGUGUGAAGCGUUUGUAUGGCCUGUGCAGAGAGGAGAGAACAGGGAUAGACAGACACAUAGUUGACAGACUACAGAAAAAGGCUACAAUAAUGCAAAGGAGAUCGGAAUGAAAUGAACUAAACAUUCAUAUAUACAGGGGGUACCUGUACCAAGUCAAUGUGCUGGGGCACCGGUUAGUCAAGGUAAUUGAGGUAAUAUGUGAGUUAUUAAAGAGACUUCUACAUAAAGUUUGACUGAAACUGUAAAGUGUGUUAACAUGCUCAAAAUCAAACGCUGUCAUUUCUGAGAGUUUGAACACCUUGAAGAAAAAUGUGGUCUUAAUUGGCCAGGUGUACUCUUAAAUCUCAACCAGGCACAGCCAGAAGAUAAAUGGCCACUCCUCUCUAGGUUUUCCCCUAGGGCCUAUGCUCCUGCCUUUCUAGGCAGUUUUUCCAAGCCGCUAUGCUUUGCUUGCUCUUGGGGGAUUUAGGCAGGGUAUCUGUAUAAGCACUUCAUGACAACUCCUGAUGUAAAAAGGGCUUUAGAAAUAACAUACUAUUGAUUGAGCGGUUUGUGCAGUGGCGUGAUUACCACCACCUCAUAAUGUGGACUUUACUCAGGGUAGAUUCAGGGUUUUUGGAGUCAAACCCAAGGUCAUGCUCUUAUUCUACCUGACUGUUAUAGAGACAUUUCUAUUAUAUGGCAUUUUAGCCUGGUUUGUGAAAUUGUCAGUUACUUUAAAAUUAUUGUCCAGACAUCAAUGAAUAUGAUGGUUGUGAACAAACAAUGGGACAGCCAAAUAAAAUUAUCUCAGAUCUUUGCUAUGUACUCCACCCAGUUUCAACUUAUCUCCUCAGGCAGACGCAACAGUUUCUCAUUGUAAUCUGAACAGAUAGAAGCACUCCUAAACAGCAAUAUGUAGGGAGAGACCAUGUGCAAUAUUUACAGUGCAUUCGGAAAGUAUUCAGACCCCUUGACUUUUUUCCACAUUUUGUUAUGUUACAGCCUUAUUCUAAAAUGGAUUAAAUAAAAUACAAAUCCUCAUCAAUCUACACACAAUACCCCAUAAUGACAAAGCAAAAACAGAUUUUUAGAAAUUUUUGCAAAUGUAUUAAAAAUACUGAACUGAAAUAUCACAUUUACAUAAGUAUUUAGACCCUUUACUCAGUACUUUGUUGAAGCGCCUUUGGCAACGAUUACAGCCUAGAGUAUUCUUGGGUAUGACGCUACAAGCUUGGCACACCAGUAUAUGGGGAGUUUCUCCCAUUCUUCUCUGCAGAGCCUCUCAAGCUCUGUCAGGUUGAAUGGGGAGCGUUGCUGCACAACUAUUUUCAGGUCUCUCCAGAGAUGUUGGAUCAGGUUCAUGUCCGGGCUCUGGCUGGGCCACUCAAGGACAUUCGGACACUUGUCCCGAAGCACUCCUGUGUUGUCUUGGCUGUGUGCUUAGGGUCGUUGUCCUGUUGGAAGGUGAACCUUCGACCCAGUCUGAGGUCCUGAGCGCUCUGGAGCAGGUUUUCAUCAAUGAUCUCUCUGUACUUUGCGCCGUUCAUCUUUCCCUCGAUCCUGACUAGUCUCCCAGUCCCUGCCGCUGAAAAACAUCCCCACAGCAUGAUGCUGCCACCACCAUGCUUCACCAGAGGGAUGGUGCCAGGUUUCCUCCAGACAUGACGCUUGGCAUUCAGGCCAAAGAGUUCAAUCUUGGUUUCAUCAGACCAGAGAAUCUUGUUUCUCAUGGUCUGAGAGUCCUUUAGGUGCAUUUUGGCAAACUCCAAGCGGGCUGACGUGCCUUUUACUGAGGAAUGGCUUCCGUCUGGCCACUCUACCAUAAAGGCCUAAUUGGUGGAGUGCUGCAGAGAUGGUUGUCCUUCUGGAAGGUUCCACAGAGGAACUCUGGAGCUCUGUCAGAGUGGCCAUCGGUCACCUCCCUGACCAAGCUCUAGGAAGAGUCUUGGUGGUUCCAAAUUUCUUCCAUUUAAGAAUGAUUUAGGCCACUGUGUUCUUCGGGAUCUUCAAUGCUGCAGAAAUUCUUUGGUACACUUCCCCAGAUCUGUGCGUCAACACAAUCCUGUUUCGGAGCUCUACGGACAAUUCCUUCAACCUCAUGGCUUGGUUUUUGCUCUGACAUGCACUGUCAACUGUGGGACCUUUUUAUAUAGACAGGUGUGUGCCUUUCCAAAUCAUGUCCACGCAAUUUUAUUUUCCACAGAUGGGCUCUAAUCAAGUUGUAGAAACAUCUCAAGGAUGAUCAAUGGAAACAGGAUGCACCUGAGCUCAAUUUCGAGUCUCCUAGCAAAGGGUCUAAAUAUUUAUGUAAAUAAGGUAUUUCUGUUUUUAUUUUUAAUACAAUUUCUAAAAACCUGUUUUUGCUCUGUCAUUAUGGGGUAUUGUGUGUAGAUUGAUUUAAUCCAUUGUAGAAUAAGGCUGUAACGUAAAAGAAUAUGGAAAAAGUCAAGGGGUCUGAAUACUUUCCGAAUGCACUGCAUGUGCUUUUUACCUCUAUGCUGCACAGCAUUCAAUCUGUGUGACUCCAUGUGUGCCCACACACCCGCAUAGUCUCUUGGUUUGUAUCUAGAGGGCUGGCAGAGGGGGCAGUGAUGUAACUUGCACUUCGUGCACGGGACUAAAUCUUUAAGGCCAUCGGUGCCUUUUCUCACAGUGGUAUGCUGUCAAACACAAACAUAAGUGACGAAUACUUUAGUAAAUUAGCUAGCUAGAUUAGUUGAUAACCAGGGGUAAACAUAGAACAAGGACCAACAAGGUGACGUUGUUGGUGAUGAAAAAUGAAUUAAUGCGUUAGCUAAGACUUAGCUGCUGUCGUUAGCUAGCUAGCUUCUUUAACAGGCUAACGUUACGUUAACUGUAUAUCAAGAUAGCUAACCUAACAGUAACGUUUGUUACACAUCAUUAAAAUCCUAGUAGUUAGCUACAUCUAUGAAGAACGUAGAUACUGGUAGCUAGCUAACGUUACACCAAAUACAGAGCUCUAAGUGAAUAGCAAAAUGUUACGUCAGCUGAAAUACCUACCACCAUCUCUGCCGAAGAACACUCACUGAAAGUUUGAAACACAAUGGCCAAAACAGCCCCCAAAACGGUCUUGAGUGCCAACAAAUCAGCCCAAUUGGCACUGCUCUUCCCAUGUCUUAAACCCAUUGCUCCCCAUCCUCCCACUUCUCUCAACACGCCCAUUAUAAGAGUCACUCCAGCGAUGCAGCUACUUACGACUCCUAAAACUGCUUCUCCAAUAGAACUCCCCGAUCACACUUGUAGGCGAUGUCAUGGCGACUUUGGCUAGAUAAGCUCACACGUAGAAACACGUCAUCGGGUCUAACGGUAGUCUAACGCAGAACUGUGCAUGUGCAGGUCGUCAAAUCAAAGGCACUCCUUCGAUUAUAAAGACAAGUUGUUUUUGACUAAAAUUAAAACGUGUCACUUUCACGACGUUGGAGUAAUAACAUGUUGAACUACUUAAGACAUUGGCUCGAAUCUAGGUUGUGCCUUUAGAUUUCGAGAAAAUUAACAACUAAGGAAUAAUUUCACUUCUCUCAUGUACACGACCAAACACCUACUCAUUCAAGGGUUUUUCUUUAUUUUUACUAUUUUCUACAUUGUAGAAUAAUAGUGAAGACAUCAAAACUAUGGAAUAACACCAUAUGGAAUCAUGAAGUAACCAAAGAAGUGUUAAACAAAUCAAUAUAUUUUAUAUUUGAGAUUCUUCAAAUAGCCACCCUUUGCCUAGAUGACAGCUUUGCACACUCCUGGUCAGUCAAUCCGGAAAACUUCAAGAACUUUGAACGUUUCUUGAAGUGCAGUCGCAAAAACCAUCAAGCGCUAUGAUGAAACUGUCUCUCAUGAGGACCGCCACAGGAAUGGAAGACCCAGAGAAGGAGAGUGAUGGAGUGCUGCAUCAGAUGACCUGACCUCCACAAUCCCCCGACCUCAACCAAAUUGAGAUGGUUUGGGAUGAGUCGGACGGCAGAGUGAAGGAAAAGCAGCCAACAAGUGCUCAGCAUAUGUGGAAACUCCUUCAAGACUGUUGGAAAAGUAUUCCAGGUGAAGCUGGUUGACAGAAUGCCAAGAGUGUGCAAAGCUGUCAUCAAGGCAAAGGGUGGCUAUUUUAAGAAUCUCAAAUGUAAAAUAUAGCCUAUUUGGAUUUGUUUAACACUUUUUUCGUUACUACAUGAUUCCAUAUGUGUUCUUUCAUAGUUUUGAUGUCUUCACUAUUAUUUUACAAUGUUGAAAAUAUACAAAAUAAAGAAAAACCAUUGAAGAAGUAGGUGUUCUAAAACUUUUGACAGGUAGUGUAUGUUUGAAUUUUCAAACUACUUUUCAUUGGGGAGUCAGAUAAAGCGUUUUUAUCAAAAGGAAUCCCUUAUGCAUGUGAACACAGAAUCCUACUCAUUACUUCACGUGCUUAAUUACAUCACUUUUGUUUUGAGCCGAGUUCGCAGUUGGCUUUGAACAGGGCACCUCUUAAAACGAAUGCAAUCAACUUUCACCCGAACACGCCUACCCAGUCACCCGGGCCAGAUUAAUAGAAUCCCCUCACUACUUUACUCUUGGAUAUUUUGUGUCAAAUUUUCAACAGUAUAGGGCAUGUAAUGAUUUCGACAGCUUUACAGACAGAAGUCAUUAUGUGCCCCAUGCCUCUGGCAUGUUUUGAUUGAAAAAGUUUGCCCCUCCAACAACACACAUCUACUUGCUAGCUAGUUCACAACCAGUCAAGUUUAAUGAUUGAGGACAACUUAUUUUGCAACCCCUCAGUGACAAAGAACUACUUCCAGAAUCGAGAGUUCUCCUUCACGUUGAAGGAUGACAUCUACGUACGAUAUCAGUCGUUCAGCACACAGAACGAGCUGGAGAAGGAGAUGCAGAAGAUGAACCCGUACAAGAUUGACAUCGGAGCAGUCUACAGUCAUAGGGUGGGGUUCCAUUACUCACUUUCUGGAUCUGACCACCACUUACACACAUACUCUUGCUUUCUUUCUUCUUCCUCUCUCUCUCUCUCUCACACACCUCUCCAUUGUCCCUCAAGUGACCAUUCUAUUUAUCUUCUUCUGUCACCUUCAGCCCAAUCAGCACAACACAGUCAAGUCUGGAUCCUUCCAGGCUCUGGAGAAGGAGCUGGUGUUUGAUAUUGAUAUGACAGACUAUGAUGACGUCAGAAGCUGUUGCAGGUACUUGAUCAAAUUUGCCAGAAAGUGUCUUUCAACCAUCUUUACUAUUUUAAAGUUGUGGAGUAUGUUUGAAUGUACAACAGAUUAUAAUUCUCGGAUGGUGCCUUUUUAAGUUCUGUUGGGGAUGUGAGACCGUUCAUCAGCUGUUUUGUCUUGUCUUGUAGUGGUGCAGACAUAUGCCCUAAGUGCUGGACUCUGAUGACCAUUGCCAUCCAUAUAUUGGACCGGGCCCUUCGAGGUGAGUCAGAAAAACGGUUAAUUCUCACAGGAUUAAAAAUGAGCUCUUGACUUGAACCUAUCUUUUUAUUGGUCAUUUUACAAAAUGAUCUGAUGAUUAAUUUUCAUUGUUACCUGUGUUUGUUGACUUUUUUCUGGGGUGCUCCAGAUGACUUUGGUUUCCGGCACUGCCUGUGGGUGUACUCGGGCAGGAGAGGGGUGCAUUGCUGGGUGUGUGACGAGGCUGCACGGAAGCUCUCUGUGGCGGCGCGCUCCGCUGUGGCAGAGUACCUGAGUCUUGUCAAGGUAAGACCACCUCUCAUGACAUCAUAACCCACUCGAGGCUAAAAGAGGCUUCCAACAAUCAAGGGUUAUUCUCUUCUUGGCUAUAUUUGAAUGGAGCAGUAGACUCAAAAUCACAUGCAAUAGUUGAUAGAAGUGAUGCGGGAGCCUUACAUUUUUCGACUUCUGUUCAUUUGAGUCAAGAAGUGCUGAGUGUAAAGAAAUGCUAACGUGAUACGUUCAACAUCAACACUGAAAAUUAUUUCACACACAAAUUAUGUAUAUGUAAAUCAGUAGCCUGGAGUAGAUUGAUAUGGUGAUUAUUGAAUCUUUUUCUGUUCUUCAGGGUGGAGAAGACACGGUGAGGAAAGUUGUGCUGUCAGACCCAAUUCAUCCAUUCAUCACGUAAGAUCAAGUUACAGAGCCAUACUUGUUAUCCUUGUUAGCUGUUGUGGGUUCUAGUAGCUGAGAAAAGGACCAUUAGUUUGAGGUGUUGUCUAACUGUUAAAGGGCAGAAUCAUGUUGAAUUUUGACUGACCAGUUUACCUCUAACCCCUGUCUCCCCUCCAGGGAAUCCCUGGCGGUGGUGGAGCGCUACUUCCCCCAGUAUGCUCUGCUGGGACAGGACAUACUGGGUAGCAAAGAGGCUGUAGACAAAGUGCUGGCCAUUUUGCCUGAAGAUAUCCUUUUCCUCUCUGCCUCUUUUCAUUAUAUGACACUAUGAAAUUUGACAUGCAUACAGUACAUGCACUCAGUGGCCAGUUUAUUAGGUACUCCACCCAGUUCACGAAAAUAGACAGUGAGUCACGUAGCUGUGGCUUGCUAUAUAAAGCUGGCAGACAGGCAUUGAGGUAUUCAGUUACUGUUCGAUUGAACGUUAGAAUGGGCAAAACGAGUGACCUAAGCGACUUUUGAGCGCGGUAUGAUCGUCGGUGCCAGGCGUGCCGGUUCCAGUAUCUCAUGCACGUCAGUGUCUAGGCUUUACCGAGAAUGGGCUGUUAAGAUCGCCACACUGGCAGUCAGGAGUCAUGACCGCAGUCAAAUUCCAUGUGACCGUUGAGUCACAGUAACUAGGCUUAUCUAAACCUGCACUCUGAUGCCUCUGAUGGUCAUUAGCAGCCUACCAAACUUGCUAAUGACCAGUCGCUAAUGGCUGGUACUCAGCGCUCUAUUGUCCCUCUAAUCACGCUGACAUCAAUGCAAAUCAAAUCGAAAAUCAAAUCAAACAUUUAAUGAGAGCCCUGGCAUUCAGAGUUUGAGCGGAAUAGGAUCACCUGUUGCGCAGCGAGAGCCAGCUCCUCAUUGCUGGUUGAUGCAGGGAAUGAAAUGUGUUCCUGUUGCGCAACAUUUCUAUAGGCUAUGCAAUUGCGUUAGAAAACAGAGUUUUGAUGACCUCUAUUAAAAAUAGGCCUACUAUAUUUAUUUCUCAACUUUCCAUAGCGCUUUACAACCGGAGUAGCCUACCUGGCUGGCAUGAAAAUUAACUGCGGGAAAAGCGUCCUCCAUUUACUAUUCAAGUGCAUACGGAUGAUGUCUUUUUUUCCCCCUGCCCCUGUUCCGACAGGUGCAUGAUAAUGGCCCAUUCUAAAUCAAAACUAAUUUCACACAUAUUAUUUAGCAUAUGUAAAGACGAGAUUAAAUUGAGAAUAGUCUGAAUGGUGAGCAUAUUAUCACUUGUGAAUGAUGCAAAGUGCAUGGUUUUUUCUGCGACUUAUUCAAAUCAUAGUCUCAUGCACCAUGUAGCCUAGCCCAUAGGCCUAUAUGUUUUGCUAAGGUUUAUAUCACAACUGAAGUGGCCAAAUAACGCCAAACGUAGCCUAUAGGCAGUGGUGGAAAGUAAUUAAGUAAAAAUAGUUGAAAGUACUAAAGUCGUUUUUUUGGGUAUCUGUACUUUACUAUUUAUAUACUGAACAAAAAUAUAAACGCAACGUGCAACAAUUUCAAAGAUUUUGCUGAGUUACAGUUCAUAUAAGGACAUGAGUCAAUUUCAAUAAAUUCAUUAGGCCCUAAUCUAUGGAUUUCACAUGAAUGGCCAGGGGCGCAGCCAUGGGUGGAUCUGGGAGGGCAUAGGCCCACCCACUUGGGAGCCAGGCCCAGCCAAUCAGAAAUAGUUUUUCCCCAUAAAAGGGCUUUAUUACAGACAGAAAUACUCCUCAGCACUCCUCCUCAGACAAUCCCGCAGGUGAAGAAGCCGGCUGUGGAGGUCCUGGGCUGGCGUGGUUACACAUGGUCUAAAAUGACGUUGGAGGUGGCUUAUGGUAGAGAAAUUAACAUUAAAUCUCUGGCAACAGCUCUGGUGGACAUUCCUGCAGUCAGUAUGCCAAUUGCACGCUCCCUCAAAACUUGAGACAUCUGUGGCAUUGUGUUGUGUGACAAAACUGCACAUUUUAGAGAGGCCUUUUAUUGUCCCCAGCAGAAGGUGCACCUGUGUAAUGAUCAUGCUGUUGAAUCAACUUCUUGAUAUGCCCACCUGUCAGGUGGAUUGAUUAUCUUGGCAAAGGAGAAAUGCUCAGUAACAGAGAUGUAAACAAACUUGAACACAACAUUUUAGCUAAAUAAGCUUUUUGUUCGUAUGGAACAUUUCUGGGAUAUUUUAUUUCAGCUCAUGGGACCAACACUUUACAUGUUGCGUUUAUAUUUUUGUUCAGUAUAAAACCAAAUACUUUUAGACUUUUACUCAAGUAGUAUUUUAGUGGGUGACUUUCACUUUUACUUGAGUCAUUUCUUAUUAUGCAGUCUUAGAAUGUAUUAGGAAUCAAACAUAUAGCCUAAUGUUUGUAUCACAACUAAAGUUGCAUAAUUAACUAGAGUAAGCAUAUAGGAGGACCUGUUUCUUUGUUAACCUCUCAACACAGAAUAGCCGCAUGUGCGCACUCCCUAAAAUCGUUUGGGGAAAAAUAUCCUUUCUAUUUUAUUCAGCUAUGUUCAAUUGUAUUGUUCUUACCAUAGCCUCAGGAAGUAAGGGUGCGGAGGGUGCUGCAGCACCCCCUGAAAAAUCAGAAUUAAAAAAAUAUAUACAAAUUAGCAGUUGACCUCCAACCCCCACCCCACCUCUAAAAUAGGCUACAUUUUCUUCAUAACAUGUUUCUUUAGACCUGUCUAAAAUAAAUUAUGAAUUUAUUGUGAUGGUGUAGGCUAUAUUGAAUGGAUUUAUUAAGACUUUUAGAAAUGUAGAUGUUCCAAAGGUCCACAUCAGUGGCUUGUAGGCUAUGCAUCGAAGCUGGAGAUUCUAAACAUCUUUGUUAAUUAACGGUUACCGUAAGACCGGCAGUUAUUUGAAUGACAAUCACUGACUGACAAUUUCAUGACCGCCACAGCCCUAGGUGCAACAAACAUAAAACAUCCAGUCAGCGGCAGUCCUGUGGGCGAAAACAGCUUGUUGAUGAGGUCGAAAGAGUGUGGCAAUAAUCGUGCAAGCUAACAGGCGGGCCACAAACAGGCAAAUAAUGGCGCAGUACAACAGUGGUGUGCAGAACGGCAUCUCGGAACGUACAACUCGUCAAUUCUUGUCAGAGAUGGGCUGUUGCAGCAGACGACCACACCGGAUUCCACUCCUAUCAGCUAAAAACAAGAUGAAGCGGCUCCAGUGGGCACUCAAUCACCAACACAGGACAAUUGAGUGGAAAAACAUCGCCUGGUCUGACAAAUCCCGGUUCCUGUUGCGUCAUGCUGAUGGCACAGUCAGGAUUUGGCGUAAGCAGCAUGAGUCCAUGGCUCCAUCCUGCCUGGUGUCAAUGGUACAGGCUGGGGGCGGUGGUGUAAUGUUGUGGGGAAUGUUUUCCUGGAACACGUUAGGUACCUUGAUACCAAUUGAGAAAUGUUUCCAUGCCCCCAAAAAUGCAGGCUGUUCUGGAGGCAAAGGGGUGUCUGACCCCGUACUAGAUGGGUGUACCUUAUAAAGUGGCCACUGAGUGUACAUGGCUACACGUGUACAGUACACACACACACAAUGUUCUAUAUGUCACAGUUUAGCAGGUUUUGUGAUAUAUCGUUACAUGUUGAGGGAGAACACGCUAGAACAUGCCUAUCCUUAACUGAAACUUUACAUGUCAGAAAGAAGCUGCUGCAGGACUUCCAGACUGAAAAGAACCCUGAGAAGCGCUGGCGCACACUCAAGAAUAUGGCCCAAGACAAACGCGUAGGUGGCCAUGCUCACACAACACUGCAAUAAAGAUUGACAUAAGCCCUGUUAGAACAAAAUAUAACAAUGUGAUGUCAAUGGCAGCCAAGCAUGCACUUAUGAAAACUACUUUCUUCAACCAGACGACUGCCAAGAAGGGCCACUACUUUGAGUUGGAGAUCAUGCUUCAGUACUGUUACCCUCGUCUCGAUGUUAACGUCAGUAAAGGAGUCAACCACUUGCUGAAGAGCCCCUUCAGCGUCCAUCCCAAAACAGGUGAGGAGAAACUAUGGAGCCAGAUAGCUGCCAAAAGGUUGAACGCACGUAUCGUUAGGAUCGUAAGAAAAUACAUAUGUAAAUUAUUAGGAUCAUAAGAAAAGCAAUGCGUGAAACAUGAAACGUAACCGUUAAAUUAGAUCUGUAAACGUACAAACCCUAUGUUACGACUAUGAAUGAACAUUUACACAUUCAAUUCUUAAUUUGCGGCUCCCUUUACUCGGUUACAGAUCUUUUUUAUAUGUACAAACUUUUGUCAGGAAUGUGGCAUCUGCAAAGGACAUGAACCGAACGUAGCUAGUUGAAGUUAGCUAGUCAAUCAAGCAACUCUAGCCCAGAUGUUGAGAGUUGCUUUGCAGCUUCCGGUUUCAUUUCCAAAAUAAAAGUCUAGAGCUUGUUUUAGAAUGGCGUUCGGUAACAACAUUAUACCAGUAGAUGGCGUAGUAUAGGCUUGGGCCUUCAGCAAAUUACUUGUGUGAUAAUUAUACUAUAAAGACACAGAAAAGCCUUGUCUAGAAUAACCGCCUGAGCUGCAAAAUAGAAAGUAAAUAUGAUUUAGGCUAGGCCUAUUCCACUAUCUAAAUAUGCCAUGCUGUUGUGUGUUAUUUAAUGGCCAAAUAAUUGCAUAAUGUAUUUGUAUAGCCGUGUGGGGCUACUGUGGUGAUCAUGUAACCUAAUGAAUCACACUUUUUCCAGUAUUUGGGAGCACGAACUGUAGGCAUUAUAUUAGCCAUUUUGAAUUCCACUCUGUAUGUAGACUUGUUAUAGCCAUUUGCGUUGCACAAACCCAUCACGCAGAGGCUAUAUCCAUAUCAAUAAAUGAGACAAAACAAAAUAUUGAUUAAGUCUUGGCUAUAACCUGUCCUGAGCUAAAUAGCCAAGGGGUCCCAAAUGGUCAAGACUAUCUAUAGCCUAUUCUUAUUGCCAGAUCUGUUUUCCCUAUCAGCCACUGCAUGUGCUUUUGUAAAAAAAAUAUUUAGAGGCUAUAUUUAGAGGCCUGUGAGCUAGGAUCUCUUUUUAAGGGGUGGCCUAUAAUAAAAACAGUUAUAAAACACAAAUAGAGUUCUAAAAUAUUUCCAGGAGACACCAGUACCCAAAAUGAUAGCCUAAAUUGCAAUGCCUACAAGUUGAAGGCCUAUUUCUUUUAUUUGGAUAGGCCUACAUUAAAUACUGAAUUAUUAAAGUGAUAGGCUGAAGAACUUUGGAGAAUUUAGAUAAUUUUGAAUACACACAUGACUCUGGCUGCAUGCCUCCAGAAGGGCAUCUUCUGAGGCUGAGGGAUGCGUUUCCGAAGGCGCAUGGUGCUGUGGUGCUGCAUGGAGAUCACAAGCUCUUCAACUGGGCAGCAGUGUCGCGAUGGAGGGAAUAGCCUAUAUGGAGACUACCUAAGACCACUGCGAACAGAGUUAUUGUAAAUUGUGGGAAUAAGCUUAUACCAGACUUAGCCUACAUUUAACCUCUCCCAUGUUAAUCUCAAAGUCCAUAUGUUCAUUACCCGAUUCAGGCUCAAAAUGGCCAGAAACAAAUAACUUUAUUCUGAAACUCGUCAGUCUAUUCUUGUUCUGAGAAAUGAAGGCUAUUCCAUGCGAGAAAUUGCCAAGAAACUGAAGAUCUCGUACAACGCUGUGUACUACUCCCUUCACAGAACAGCGCAAACUGGCUCUAACCAGAAUAGAAAGAGGAGUGGGAGACCACGGUGCACAACUGAGCAAGAGGACAAUACAUUAUAGAGUGUCUAGUUUGAGAAAUGGUGCCUCACACGUCCUAAACUGGCAGCUUCAUUAAAUAGUACCCGCAAAACACCAGUCUCAACGUCAACAGUGAAGAGGCGACUCCAGGAUGCUGACCUUCUAGGCAGAGUUGCAAAGAAGAAGCGGGUACUGUUUUGCGGGUACUAUUUAAUGAAGCUGUUGAGGACGUGUGAGGCACCUGUUUCUCAAACUAGACACUCUAUAAUGUAUUUGUCCUCUUGCUCAGUUGUGCACCGUGGCCUCCCACUCCUCUUUCUAUUCUGGUUAGAGACAGUUUGCGCUGUUCUGUGAAGGGAGUAGUACACAGCGUUGUACGAGAUCUUCAGUUUCUUGGCAAUUUCUCGCAUGGAAUAGCCUUCAUUUCUCAGAACAAGAAUAGACUGACGAGUUUCAGAAGAAAGUUAUUUGUUUCUGGCCAUUUUGAGCCUGUAAUCGAACCCACAAUUGCUGAUGCUCCAGAUACUCAACUAGUCUCAAGAAGGCCCGUUUUAUUGCUUCUUUAAUCAGUACAACAGUUUUCAGCUGUGCUAACAUAAAUGCAAAAGGGUUUUCUAAUGAUCAAUUAACAUUUUAAAAUAAUAAACUUAGAUUAGCAAACACAAUGUGCCAUUGGAACACAGGACUGAUGGUUGCUGAUAAUGGGCCUCUGUAUGCCUAAGUAGAUAUUCCAUAAAAAAUCAGCCAUUUCCAGCUACAAUAGCCAUUUACAACAUUAACAAUGUCUACACUGUAUUUCUGAUAAAUUUGAUGUUAUUUUAAUGGACAACAAAAUUGCUUUUCUUUCGAAAACCAGGACAUUUCUAAGUGACCCCAAACUUUUGAACGGUAGUGUAAAUCAUGUCAAUUUUUUAAAAAUUCAUAUUGACCCCUCCUAUAGAUUUUGAGUGAUUAAAUAAAUGUCAGAAUAUUCAAUAAAAAAAUAUAAAAAAAUAUUGGCAAAGACUCCAGUGGUCAUACAUAAUUUAUAGAUUCACCAAACAUCCCGAGUGGCGCAGUGGUCUAAGGCACUGCAUCUCAGUGCUUGAGGCGUCACUACAGAACCCCUGGUUCGAUUCCAGGCUGUAUCACAACCGGCCGUGAUUGGGAGUCCCAUAGGGCGGUGCACAAUUGGCCCAGCGUCGUCCGGGUUUGGCCGGUGUAGGCCGUCAUUGUAAAUAAGAAUUUGACUUGCCUAGUCAAAUAAAGGUAAAAUAAAAUACAAAAAAUAAUUAUAUGUUUCAUUAUUCCUGGUAUAUGCUACUGGUUAUGAUUGCAGACAGAGCCCAGAGAAUGGGAUGGUGCAAUAUUAAAUUAGUCAUAUUUUGAUAAGGUGCAUACAUGGGGAUGUCCACGUCACCCAGAGAUAUGCCCAUGCUGUAGAGAUACACCUAGCAGACUGAAACUUCACUAUUGUAGGCAUUAUACAGCUAGUGCUAUCUAGACUUGCGCUGGCAAACAAAUCCAUUACAUUAGCUAACUAAAAUGUGAAGUAAACUCAACUGAGGAGUAAUAGAGAAUGGAGACUUUUAACUUGAAAACAUGCAGGACACCUCUUUCCGGUUUCCCUGACUUCCGUUUAUUUUAUACUGUUUUAGGCUCGUUUGCGUAGCACUCAUCACAGGCCGUUUAGUGUACGUUUUUUUGUUUGUUGGUGAGAUGAAACUCUGAAAGGUAUUAUUGAACGUCAGAAUUGCAACACAAUAUUUGUUCAAGCCUAAAAUAUUAGUCUGUAAUCGUAACAUGGUGUUUGUAUGUUCACAGAUGAAAUUUCACGUUUACGUUUCAUGUUUCACGCAUGGCUAUUCUUACGAUCCUAAUGAUACGUAUGUUGAACCUUUUGGCAGCUAUCUGGCUCCAUAAGAAACUAAUUGAAGUGCAAGACUAACACAUUGAACCAUGAUAGACAUUUAACCCAAAUGUUGCCUGUGAGAGAAACAGUCAAAGGAUGCUUCUCAUCCAACUGAGGGAGAUAAUGUUUGGAUGUCAUUAGCCCAACACUCAACACCUUUCCUCCCUAUGUUCCUUACUUCCCCACAGGGCGGAUCUCUGUUCCUAUUGACCUGAGAGAACUGGAUCGCUUUGACCCCUUUGAUGUGCCCACUAUCAGGUAAGUCCUCCUCAGUCAGUUUGUCAUACAGUGGGGAAAAAAAGUAUUUAGUCAGCCACCAAUUGUGCAAGUUCUCCCACUUAAAAAGAUGAGAGAGGCCUGUAAUUAUCAUCAUAGGUACACGUCAACUAUGACAGACAGAUUGAGAGAAAAAAUCCAGAAAAUCACAUUGUAGGAUUUUUUAUGAAUUUAUUUGCAAAUUAUGGUGGAAAAUAAGUAUUUGGUCACCUACAAACAAGCAAGAUUUCUGGCUCUCACAGACCUGUAACUUCUUCUUUAAGAGGCUCCUCUGUCCUCCACUCGUUACCUCUAUUAAUGUCACCUGUUUGAACUUGUUAUCAGUAUAAAAGACACCUGUCCACAACCUCAAACAGUCACACUCCAAACUCCACUAUGGCCAAGACCAAAGAGCUGUCAAAGGACACCAGAAACAAAAUUGUAGACCUGCACCAGGCUGGGAAGACUGAAUCUGCAAUAGGUAAGCAGCUUGGUUUGAAGAAAUCAACUGUGGGAGCAAUUAUUAGGAAAUGGAAGACAUACAAGACCACUGAUAAUCUCCCUCGAUCUGGGGCUCCACGCAAGAUCUCACCCCGUGGGGUCAAAAUGAUCACAAGAACGGUGAGCAAAAAUCCCAGAACCACACGGGGGGGCCUAGUGAAUGACCUGCAGAGAGCUGGGACCAAAGUAACAAAGCCUACCAUCAGUAACACACUACGCCGCCAGGGACUCAAAUUCUGCAGUGCCAGACGUGUCCCCCUGCUUAAGCCAGUACAUGUCCAGGCCCGUCUGAAGUUUGCUAGAGUGCAUUUGGAUGAUCCAGAAGAGGAUUGGGAGAAUGUCAUAUGGUCAGAUGAAACCAAAAUAGAACUUUUUGGUAAAAACUCAACUCGUCGUGUUUGGAGGACAAAGAAUGCUGAGUUGCAUCCAAAGAACACCAUACCUACUGUGAAGCAUGGGGGUGGAAACAUCAUGCUUUGGGGCUGUUUUUCUGCAAAGGGACCAGGACGACUGAUCCGUGUAAAGGAAAGAAUGAAUGGGGCCAUGUAUCGUGAGAUUUUGAGUGAAAACCUCCUUCCAUCAGCAAGGGCAUUGAAGAUGAAACGUGGCUGGGUCUUUCAGCAUGACAAUGAUCCCAAACACACCGCCCGGGCAACGAAGGAGUGGCUUCGUAAGAAGCAUUUCAAGGUCCUGGAGUGGCCUAGCCAGUCUCCAGAUCUCAACCCCAUAGAAAAUCUUUGGAGGGAGUUGAAAGUCUGUGUUGCCCAGCGACAGCCCCAAAACAUCACUGCUCUAGAGGAGAUCUGCAUGGAGGAAUGGGCCAAAAUACCAGCAACAGUGUGUGAAAACCUUGUGAAGACUUACAGAAAACGUUUGACCUGUGUCAUUACCAACAAAGGGUAUAUAACAAAGUAUUGAGAAACUUUUGUUAUUGACCAAAUACUUAUUUUCCACCAUAAUUUGCAAAUAAAUUCAUUAAAAAUCCUACAAUGUGAUUUUCUGGAAUUUUUUUCUCAUUUUGUCUGUCAUAGUUGACGUGUACCUAUGAUGAAAAUUACAGGCCUCUCUCAUCUUUUUAAGUGGGAGAACUUGCACAAUUGGUGGCUGACUAAAUACUUUUUCCCCCCACUGUAAUAAGAAGUUUGUAAAGAGCUUUACAGAUUUUCAAAACAUUUAUUCCCAAAGCGCUAAACACAAAGUUUGAAUGUGUGGCGUCCCUAGGGUUCUCGGUAUUCUUACCGAUCCUGUUAUUGUAUCUCCCUGUAGUCUGAUCUGUGAGGAGCUGGAUCAGCCCAAGACCGAAGAGGAACAGGAGGACACCAAGGAGAAUGAGAAUGAAAAAGAAGCAGGAGAGCGGCGGAAGAUAAGAGGUAUUCAAAGAGACAAGUGCAAUUCAUUACUAAGGGAGCCAAGGGAUUUGAUAUGCAUUUGUUCAUUGCACGUUGAAUUGACUAACAAAAGCUUAUUGGUUCCACAGACUACAAACGAACAAGCUUGGCGAAGUAUGUGAAACUGUUUGAUCAAUUCUUGGAAGGGAUGGCUCGCUCAAGAAAAGGGGAGCUUCUUAAAAACAGUGGUGAGUGUAAUUGAAGUCCUUAGUGGAGGAAUACAAUUGUUAAUAUGAAAAUUCAGAUCUAAAAGAUUUGAUGAUCAUGGCCUUUUUUCUCAAUUUCUUUUCAGAUCUUCAAAAGGACUUCUAACCCUGUGCAGUGUCCAACAAUAGUUGGCUAAUCUUAAACAAGCCUGUCAUAUCAGUUGUUCAUCUGACAGUUAAAAGAUGAACACACAUUACAUAUGCACUGUAAACAAAUGGUCUCAGUUUGAGAAUUGCCGUGCAAAUAUAUUACUCUAUGAACGAUUGAAAAAUCACAGUUGUGCAAACUUUUAUAUAGCUUAUUGUUUUCUCAUUAAAAUGACUUUGUCCUACA
Molecule: messenger RNA, 19977 nt
Organism: Coregonus sp. 'balchen'
Lineage: Eukaryota; Metazoa; Chordata; Actinopteri; Salmoniformes; Salmonidae
Source: the annotation of a GenBank genome assembly